CGUACCGUACCGCAGCAAGCACAGAUUACACAAUUCAAUACAGUGCAAUACCACCAAAGCAUCCAUAGAACAUUAGCUGGAACUCCAUUCACUCGCUUCAAACUGCAAACUGGAACUUGUUGAAAGCCUAGUAGAAAGCCUUGAUGCAAACAAAUCAGUUCAGAUAAGGAACUCCAUCAUGGCAAGCUGUAGGAUAGUAAGAAGAAUUGGUAUACAUCGUCAAAGUCUGUCAUCAGUACAACCCAUCUUCUGUAGAGUCCUUUCAACUAAGACUUGUUAUCAUACAACACAACCUCAGAACAGGAUAAUCAGUGCAAAAUAUCUAACAAGGAAGAAAGGUGUUCAUCAUAGUAAUACUCAAGUCAAGAAAAGUUCCAUUGAACACUCUCAUCCAUUUGCUGGUCUGAGGGAGUUUCACACCUCAUGUGCUCUGGGAUUGCUGGAAGACAUUGAGUCUUGUUUGGAUCACACCAACCUUCUUAUGCUGGUUGGCCAGAAUCGGGCGAAGCUGGAUGAGAACCAUGUCAGUCAUGCAUUGGUCCAGCUUUGGGAAGUGAUGAAAUUCACUCCCAAUAGGACUUGUGUCCUUGAGACUGAAGUUCAUCACAAUAGGGAUUUCUUGAGUUUGUGUGUCCUUGCAGAGAAUAAAGUCCAUCUGAUGAAAGAAGAUAUCCUACCAGAUGUCCUCUAUGCUGCAAUAAAGUUACUCGGUCAAGACUUAACACACAGCUUAAUCAGAGAACUGAGAAACAAAUGCUUGAACUGUUUGGACAGGAUGUCUUGCAAGCAGUUGUCCAAAGUAGCAGUGUGUCUCAGUGACCUACAUGAAGGGAAGACUUCAUCCUGUGGAGCUGUAACUCAUGCCUUUGGGCAGAAGUUGGACACUAUAGAAGACAUCAGAGAGCUCUCUGCAUGGAUGAGAGAGUGUCUACCAUUGGCCUCUCCAUCACUCUGCUCUCGCUCAUUUGCCAAGGCUCUGGAAUUCAUAGAUAGGUUGGAUGCUGAUUCAGUUGGAAAGAAUGACUUGAGGAGAGUUUUGCAGGCAGCAGCAAAAGUCAGUGGGUCUCCACAAGCACUGAUAGAGAAGUGUGCAAAGCUGUUCUUAGAGAAGAUGGAGAAGGAUGAGAUAAGUGUUAAAAAUGUAUGUACUAUGUAUCAGCAACUGCAUGGAGGACUUGAUUACAGUGGAGAGAACAUCCAGCCAAGAGUAUCAACAUAUCUCAGAGGAAAGUUACCUGAAAUUAAUGAUGGUGCUGAGGCUAGUUUAGUCAUCAAUAUUCUUGCUGAGAGAGCUAAAGCAGACACCAAGUUUCAGCUAGAAGACAAAGCAGUAGAGCUUAUAGACCGAGUACCCAUGAACUACUUGCACCACCUUUGUCAUGGCCUGAAGUCAAUGAACUACUCUGCAAUGACACCUUUGACCAAGAAAAUAACUGCAAAGCUCCAAGCUCAUGGUUGCAGAAAUUUGUCAUUGGAUGGUAUUGCAAAGGUUUUAGAAUUUCUUGUUAGAAUUGAAGGUAUUGAUGAAACCUUGUUCAAGAAUAUGUACAUAGAUCUUGCUCAUAUGCUUAACCAUGCUAUUGCUCCAGGACGUGUCGUGCAUAUAAUCUAUUGUAUUUCACUUUUGCCGGUAUCCUCUGUUAGCAAUAUGGUAUUCAGUCGAGCAUCAGCCAUUCUACAUCAGCUUCACACCCCAGGAAUCAACCAACUCCUUAACUCUAUUGUACGUAUCUCCAGGAGAAUGGAAAGGAAGGGCCCACUGCCAAAUGGAUGUACCAAUCUCAUAGAACGGCUCCAGGAACUGGCCAUCAACUCUAUCAAUCAGAUAACAAGUGUCUGGUACCUGAACAACAUCAUUGACUUCCUGCUGGAAGAAGGUGAUCAGACCUUCCUCAUUAGUGUAGCCAUGCAACGCUAUUCUCAUAUCCUCUCUAAGUUGACACCACAGUUAGCUGUUGAUUGUGCCAGGCAUGUCUUCAGGAGCAAAUGCCUUCAACCAGACCUCCUGGAUGAAAUUGCCAAGCUUGUCAUUCAGAAUACCAAUAAGAUAACCCCGCUUCAAGUGUCUUACAUCCUGAGUCCAUUCAGUUCUCUUAAUUACAAGCCAAACAAUGCUUCUGAUCUAUUUGAUGCCUGUAUCAGUCGUAUGGAGCCUUUCCUUGACAGUCUUCCUGCAGGAUAUGUGGUAGAUGUUGCUAAUAUUUGUGCUUUGAGUCAGAGAUACCCAGAGACUGUCUUGAAGAAAAUCUUCAGCUUGGACUUCCUUACCAGACUUGAUGAAGAACUAGAAACCAUACCUGAGAGAAGUAUGAUGUAUCGUAGAAAGCUGAUGCACCUAAACAGAUCUGUAGCAUUGGAAUGUCCAGAGAUGCAGGUACCCUGGUUUCAUGAAGAUUUCUGCAGGGAUAUCCUCAAGAGCCGAAAAGUUCUUGUUCACUCCUCUUUGAGAGAGAUUCAAAGUGCUCUAGCAGAUGUACUUGGUGGUCCACAGUUCUUAAGAUCCUUCGUUGUCACUCCAUAUCACUAUGAUAUCUCCUUUGAAUGCUUGGUGGAUGAUGAAGGGAGCCCUCUACCUUGUGCAGAUUACGGCAGUGUGUUAAAUCAGCUUAAAGGUGUGGCCGGUGGUGUACUUGCUGAUCUCAUGCAAUGGGGAACUCAGACUAAACAAAUGCCAGAGGGGGCUCAAAGGGUUGCUAUUGACUAUCUGUUCAGUAAUUCAUACUGCGCCAAUUCUCGUCAUGCCCUUGGUAUUAUAGCUAUGAAGAAGCGUCAUCUAGAGCUCAUGGGUUACAAGUACAUACAGAUUCCUUAUUUCGAGUGGCAUUCUGCAGAACUAUCCGAGCCAGAAGACAAACUCCAAUACCUCCAUGAGAAACUCUCUCAAUCAGUGAGCACCUUACCUGGUGACAGACAGACUUUGCCUCUAGGAUCACAAGUCUCUGGACAGUGGGAUCCCCAAGGUGAUGUAGCCCUCAAUGGUCUAAGUGCUAUGCAGAAUGCUGACUUUGUAGAGGAUCCUCUUGUCAUGAAGGUUCUUAAUACAUUUGAUCGUAUGGGAGGCAGAAGGACUUGAAUGAUGAGAAUGAUUGGGCGUAUGUCACAGACUUAUCCUUGUACCUACAUGUAAGUGAAUCUGAUGAGGAGAGACCAGAAGUCGAUAUAUGAUGUGACGUGCAAUGAGCUAUGAUGUAGGAUGCAGACUUGUGUGCUUGAAAGUGAAUACACUGACCAAGGAAGGUUAAAUUGAGGGAAGGCUAAAAGACGUUGCACAUAAGUUAUCAGACGAAAAGAGACUUCACAAUGUAAAAUGGAGAAAGUAUGGUUCUUGAUGGAAUAAGGAGUCUAAAUAAUACGUACAUGUAUGAUGUCUUUGAUAAGAUCAGUAUGAAAAGGAAAGAUUGUUUUGUUCUUUUUCAUCUGACUACUAGGCAGAAUGCAAAACUCAUAAUUUGAUUAUCUUGUAAUGAAAUUCUCAUAUAUGUUUUAUUAUGAGGUAUAUCAGAAUUUAGUUGUUUACCUUUAUAUGAUCUUAUGUUAGGCUGAACAAGGGGUUCAUAAUCGGAUCGCGAGCCACUCUUGUACAUUAGGCCUCGCCAAGUGGCUCAUGCAAGCCACUAUGAAAAAAAAAACAUUUUUUUCAUUAGUUUUGUUAGAGUUCAUAUGUAUACUGUUAAAAUAAAUAUUAGCAGUUAUUAAAUCAUUUAAAAGGUCCCAUAUUCAAAAGCCUAGAGUGAACUUGUGCAGGCUCCUUGAUUUCAUGCCAUGAGGUUUUUGUUCACCCUACUUGCCACGUUGGAUAGUUGCAUUGUACAGAUUUCCAAUAAGAAGUUUAGCACUUUAACAAAUUAAUUGAGAGUCCCUGCAUGCUCUGCACUGUAUACCAUGUUGGAUGAAGAAGUGAGAAUUCAUCAUACCUUCGAUGUGAUGUUUUGGUUGCACUGAUUCUGUCUUGCCAAUUAACCAAUUUUCAUAUUCAGAACUAUGUUACCUGUAAAGUCAUGCUAUUAACUUAUUUCUACAUGUAUAUUUAUUUAUUAUGUUUUUUUUUUCUCAAGAUGUAUGCUAUCAGAUGGUACCUCACUAUCUUCAUGUUUAUGAUUUUGGUAUCCUACUAAAAAAUAUGCAUAUUUAUAUCAAUAUUUUCUGCAACGUUUACCCAAUAUCACACAUGCUUUGGUUCAGUUCUAAUUUCUAAGAAAACCAGAAUGCUUCGUAGUAAGCAACCAGAGGAUAGAUAGCUUUACAUCCUCUCAGAGGGAUCUGAUAUGAUGAGAGCUUCUUUAAGUGUACAUGAAUGUCUGUCACAUUAUACUGUAUGCAACUUUGAAAUGAACUUAUAAGUUUGACUUAAAAUAUACACUCUUUAAAGCCUUUUUAAAGAUUUUGUGCAAACCUUCCCAUAUUAGUUGUCACUGUUCUGUUCAUCACUACAUUAUAUAAAUGCUCAGUCCCACUACCAUUUCAGCUUUGUUUGGAUGAUUUGAAAUAAUAACAUACUUUUGUUUAUGGAUUUGUGAUUUUGCAUAAAAGUGCUA
This is a messenger RNA of Lytechinus variegatus (green sea urchin), 4535 nucleotides long. Its product is annotated as FAST kinase domain-containing protein 1, mitochondrial-like. Gene Ontology annotation, cellular component: mitochondrial matrix; ribonucleoprotein granule. Gene Ontology annotation, biological process: regulation of mitochondrial mRNA stability; mitochondrial RNA processing. The record is from RefSeq and is a predicted model, not a curated record. Bases 179 to 3073 code for a protein of 964 amino acids. Lineage: Eukaryota; Metazoa; Echinodermata; Echinoidea; Temnopleuroida; Toxopneustidae. Gene Ontology annotation, molecular function: RNA binding. The transcript is spliced from 7 exons.